Molecule: messenger RNA, 270 nt
Organism: Thlaspi arvense
Lineage: Eukaryota; Viridiplantae; Streptophyta; Magnoliopsida; Brassicales; Brassicaceae
Source: the annotation of a GenBank genome assembly
GACCAAGAUGCAGAUGAUGAAGCAUACGCAAAGGAUUUUCGCCAAGUAUUGUCGAAGAGCGUCUUCAACCAUCGCCUCUUCCCCCAUGUCCCGGAGCGUCAGGGAUUCGUGGAAGGAGCAGAGUGGCUUGGGUUUGGCAUGAGCUUGAAAAAUCUUUACCAUCUAAGAGAGCAUUGGCACAAAGUAGACAGAAUGUCGGAGGAGAGCAUGAAGCGUUCAAAAGAGCUGGUUUCUGAAAGUGCACAGUUGAACUGGGUAAGGAAAGCUUGA